UUUGGUGAGAAAACAAAAAAAUAAAAGUUUGACCUGUUGAGUGUUGACAUGAAUUUGAGGCGUAUGUACAACAUCUAUGAAUGUUAAUUCUGAGAGAUUGCACGUGGCUACACGCGCCGCCUUUUCGCUCUCGACCGCCUUCCAGAGUCCGUUGCUCUAAAGUUCCGAUGGCCACCUCCAUCCGUAUUGCAAUUGUUGGCGACGUCCAUAACGAUUGGAAUCUAGAAGAGGAUACCAAGGCUCUGCAACUGUUGAAGCCAGAUCUAGUGUUGUUCACAGGCAGGUGCACUGGUGAUUUUGGUAAUGAGAAUGUUGAUAUAGUUCGGAGCAUUUCAAAUCUUGAUUUUGCGACAGCAGUCAUUUUGGGGAACCAUGAUGCAUGGAAGACCCGGAAGUUCGCCCCAAAAUAUCAUCUUAUGACUUUUCUUAGCCACACAUUCUUAUCGAUUUUAGUGUUCCCGAUGAACGAAGAAAGCUUUCAUCUUCCAGUUCUUGAACAGUUUCCUGUCGGCACUAUUCUCUUGAGAAAGGAAAAGGAUUCUAUCUUUGCUCUUCCCUUAUCUGUGGAAAAGGAUGCUGUUCAACUGCAGCUUGAAUAUCUUGGUGAAGCGCAUGUUGGCUAUCGGCGGCUGGAUUUUCCAAAUUUCAAAUUGAGUAUAGUUGGUGGACGGCCAUUUUCAUGUGGUGGUGAUUAUAUGUUUCGGAAUAAACUUCUUGCUGCUAGGUAUAGUGUCCAUAAGAUGGAUGAAAGCGCAAAGAGGAUCUAUCAAGCCGCUUUAACAACACCUACAGAUCAUUCGGUUAUAUUUCUUGCUCAUAAUGGGCCUACAGGUCUGGGCUCCAACGUGGAUGAUAUCUGUGGAAGAGAUUGGGUUCCUGAAGGUGGUGACCAUGGAGAUCCUGAUUUGGCAGUUGCGAUAUCCCAGCUUAAAGCGACCACCAAACAGUCGAUCAAGUUAGUAGUGUUUGGUCACAUGCAUAAAGAGUUGGCAUAUGGGAAAGGUGUUCGGAAAAUGAUAGUAGUUGGGGAUGACAGCACUGUAUAUCUCAAUGGGGCAAUUGUUCCCAGGGUUAAAACAAUUAGCAAUGAGCAAGUAAGCCAUAUAAGUAGCUCAAACACCGAAAUGACCUCAGCCAUAGCAUCAGAUUUCAAAGGCACCUUGCGCGCGUUUACCAUAGCUGACAUAGUUGACGGGAAUUUGGAGAAAGUUACUGAAACUUGGGUUUUAGUUAUCAAGGACAUUGUCAAAAUAGAAAAUAAGGUCGUAUUGUUUAAUAAGGCAGCCAAGAUGUAGGGUUGGUUUGUGGUUUCUGAUACUAAAUAGCAGUUUGUCUUUUGGCAAUACUACGAUAUUGGUAUCUGUAUUUUGUACUUAUUUUGUAUUUACUUGCGAGAUAUCUUCAUUUUUGAGAUGAUAAGUGGACUUAUGCGCUCGUUUUCUUCUCUACAUAGAUACUUGAGAUGCGGAGAGGCUGAAACAAGUAACUCAUUUGGAAUUGUAGAGUUGUUCUAACCUUUUAUGAUCUCUUUUUAAGAUCUCAACGUUACAUAAAUUUUUCCAAAAG
This is a messenger RNA of Striga asiatica, 1566 nucleotides long. The record is from the annotation of a GenBank genome assembly. Lineage: Eukaryota; Viridiplantae; Streptophyta; Magnoliopsida; Lamiales; Orobanchaceae.